Molecule: messenger RNA, 798 nt
Organism: Fonsecaea multimorphosa CBS 102226
Lineage: Eukaryota; Fungi; Ascomycota; Eurotiomycetes; Chaetothyriales; Herpotrichiellaceae
Exons: 9
Coding region: 1-798 (265 amino acids)
Source: RefSeq, a predicted model, not a curated record
AUGGCGACGCUCGAGUGGAAGGAGAGCCAGAUGUUGAGGACUUACCCGAGUUCAGUGUACACGUUUUUAUCCCUGUCCACAAUUUUUCAAUGGAAUAGAUCAGACUGUGCGAGUCUUUUUCCCUGCUCCUCUAAUCAUUCCGAAGUAUGUCUUGGCCCUUUGUCGCCCUACAUUCCUGUUUUCGUCUUUACACUCUUCCCCUUCUGGUGUCCGCCUUUCAAGCUUAUACUCAUUGUGGAUCAGAUGUUUGCGGCGGGCUCCGGCGGCAACGGUGGUUUCGGUGGCGGCUUCGGCCGCGGAGGCAAGUUCGGUGGCUGCGGUGGCAGCAAUGGGGGCCGACGCGGCGGCAACGGUGGCUGGGGUGGUGGUGGCAGUAGGCGCCACCCCACCGGCGUGAAGAAGAAGCGCGGCGUGAGUGCCGCUGUCAAUCGCCUGCGCCAGCGGGCAAACCUCCUCGAGUUGAUCGAGGACCUCCGCCGCCAAAGCGAGGCGGCGGAGGCGCAGCUGGCGGCGUUGGAGGAGGAAGACCGGUUGGCCGCGGCGGCAGCGGCGGCGGCAGCAGCAGCAGCAGCAGCGGCAGCGGCAGCGGCAGCGACAAUGGCCCCAGUGGCUCCGGCGGCGACGGCCCCGGCAGCAGCGGCGGCGACGACGACGGCAGCCGGCGGCAACGGCAACGGCAACGGCAACGGCAACGGCAACGGCAACGGCGACGAGGAGGAGGAAGAGGAAGAGGAGAAGGUGAAGAAAGAAGAAGAAGAUGACGAUGAUGAUGAUGACGACGGCGGUGUUGCCGUAUGA